Salvia hispanica is the source of this 1555-nucleotide messenger RNA. RefSeq names its product Core-2/I-branching beta-1,6-N-acetylglucosaminyltransferase family protein (gene UNE7). Gene Ontology annotation, cellular component: membrane. Gene Ontology annotation, molecular function: glucuronosyltransferase activity. Lineage: Eukaryota; Viridiplantae; Streptophyta; Magnoliopsida; Lamiales; Lamiaceae. The record is from RefSeq and is a predicted model, not a curated record.
AUUUAAGUUACACCAACCAACCUUGAAUAAAGUAGAAAGAAAAGAAGCAUAAUAAACAAAGUGACGGUUGAAACUUCAGCUUUGGAGUUUGGCAGUCCCCUUCUUUUUCUACACUCUUGCUUUCUCAAUACAGUUGUAAAGAAUACUUAAAUCUCCCCAUCCCUCUUCAUCCACCACCAUAAUAACAAACACCACAUCUUCCCAAUCCCUAAUAAAAAUUAACCCAGACAUGAAGAAGCUCUUGACCUUGUUAUUCAUCCUAACCACUCUCUUGUUGUUCUCUCUCAUCUACAUCCCCACAAAGACAACACAGCCCAUCGCCAUCUUGAAACCAACAACCACUUUCAUCCACCCCAAAAUCAAUCCCUACAAGGCCACCUUCGCCUACCUGAUCUCGGCCUCCUCGGGCGACACAAUGAAGCUGAAGCGCCUCAUGCUCGCCCUCUACCACCCGGCCAACCACUACUUGAUCCACCUAGACGCCUCUGCCCCAGCCGACGACCACCGAGAGAUCGCCCGGUUCGUCUCCAGCAAUGCUGUAUUUGCCCAAGUUGGGAAUGUGUGGAUCGUCAACAAGCCCAAUUUGGUAACAUACAGAGGCCCCACCAUGCUCGCUACAACUCUCCACGCUAUGGCUAUGCUUCUCAGGACUGCCAAAUGGGAUUGGUUUAUCAAUCUCAGCGCCUCUGAUUACCCUUUGCUCACUCAAGAUGAUCUGAUUCACACUUUCUCAAACUUGCCUAAACAUCUCAACUUUGUUCAGCACACUAGCCACUUGGGUUGGAAACUGAAUAAAAGAGGGAAACCGAUUAUAAUAGACCCGGGUUUGUACAGUGCAAAUAAAUCUGAGAUCUGGUGGGCAAUUAAACAAAGAAGUCUGCCGACUGCUUUCAAACUUUAUACUGGGUCAGCAUGGACAAUCCUAUCGAGAUCCUUCUCAGAAUACUGCAUAGCAGGUUGGGACAAUCUCCCACGAAGCCUUCUCCUCUACUACUCUAACUUCGUGUCCUCUCCGGAGGGCUACUUCCAGACAUUGCUAUGCAACUCUGAGGAAUUCAGGAACACCACCGUCAACCACGACCUUCAUUACAUUUCAUGGGAUAUUCCUCCCAAGCAGCACCCUAGGUCCCUUGGUCUUAAAGAUUACAGGAAAAUGGUCCUCAGCAACAGACCCUUUGCUCGCAAGUUUAAGAAGAACGAUCCCGUUCUCAACAAGAUUGACCGCCACCUUCUCAAGAGGGCCAGCCGCCAGUUCUCCCUCGGUGCAUGGUGUCUUCAAGACGGAACCCAAUGCUCCAUGCUGCACGGGGAGAAUUAUGGGCUUUUAAGCCCCGGAUCUGGUUCCAGGAGGUUCAAGAUUCUACUUGACAAGUUGCUUUCUGCUCAAAAUUUUCCUAGAAAACAAUGUAGAUGAUUUGUUUUUUUAUUUUUUGAAAAUGCGAUUCUUAUACACAAGGGAAGGAUGAUGGUGCGGUAUAGUUAACUACAUUCAACAAAGAGGAAUUAAACGAAUCUUGUUAUAAAUCACCAGAUAUUAAACACAGACUUCAUACUA